AUGUCCAACAGAGAAACCGCAAAAAAGGCGGUGGAAGAAAUUGGUGAGAAGCUUGGACAUGUUAGUCCGGCGAUCUUGGAUCGCAUUGGGAAGCUGCUUCCUGAGGAGAGACGCAUAAUUGAACAGAGUCUGCGUGCGAAGGACGAGAAAAUAGGCCAUUCAAUUAAGACACUGGCAAAAAACCUCUAUAACAGCAAUGCUCGAUUUGUCUUCGAACUUCUGCAAAAUGCAGACGAUAAUCGCUUUAUGCUAGCGAGAAAACACAAAGAAUUACCCUUUAUUUCGUUUAAGGUCUAUCCCGAUCGUAUCGUUGUAGAGUGCAAUGAGGACGGAUUUAGCAUUGAAGAUCUGUCGGCCAUCUGCUCUGUUGGGGAGAGCACCAAAGCCGCAUCUCAUGGCUACAUUGGGGCAAAAGGCAUCGGGUUCAAGUCCGUUUUCAUCGCGGCUUGGAAGGUUCAUAUCCAGUCCGGCAAUUUUUCCUUUCAUUUUAAGCAUAGAAGAGGUGAUCUUGGUCUUGGAAUGGUUCUACCAGUUUGGGAGGACCCUGAAUACGAAUGCCCUGAUCGCUUAACCCGUAUGACUCUUUAUCUUCACACGGAAGGAGAGCCACACGCACUUGAGCAUCUCCGCAAAACCAUUUUCCAGCAACUCAGUGAUCUUCAGCAGACUUCUUUACUCUUUUUGCGUAACAUCAAGCAAAUAGGAGUCUUCUUUGACGAUGGCAAUGGUGGGAUGAGGCGAUCUAAGACUUUUCGUGUUCGCGAUGCGCCUGGCCACAGUGUCUUUCUCGACGCCACUGUCGUGGAUGGAGAUGAGAACUCUACCACGGUUGAGCAACGCUACCAUGUCACUAGGCGCACUGCCACCGAGCUUCCGACGAGCGACAAUCGCAACCUCCUGAGUACACUUGAAACCAAUACGGCAUUUUCGGAGGCGGAGGUCGUCUUGGCGUUCCCUCUCACAGUAGAUUCAAGACCUUUGCUUGAAAAACAGGAGAUAUUUGCCUUUUUACCAGUCCGUGAGUCUAGGUUCAAAUUCUUGAUACAAUCCGACUUUGACACUAGCGCAAAUCGGCAAGAUAUCUCUACGACUUCGAGAAGAAAUCUUUGCCUAUUACCUCAUAUUGCCUCAGCAUUUGUGAUGGCAGUGUUGGAAUUCUGUGAAGAUCCAGAGUUGUGCUACGCAUGGCCGAGCUUCCUUCCAUCGUUAGAUGAUGAUAUGGGUGACUUCUGGUCUCCUCUGGCUCGCUCGAUCAGGGAUUUGAUUGCCGAGACCCCGGUUUGGAGGUCAAGGCACGGCAACAGCCUUCGUGUGAUAGAUUCCAUCAUGAUUCUUCCAGAGGACUUCAUGGAUAGCGACGGGAAUCCAUUGCUGGACGACUCAAGCUUAGAUCCGUUCAUAUCCACCGCCUACCCGGCCGCGCUAGAAGAGACUCUCAAAGAGUACGGACUCCGCGUGGGGUCUUUUGACCUAAUCCUCAGAAUGUUGAAAAGUGAUCUUGAAAGUUCUACCUCCAGAGUCAAGUCACAUGUUACCAGCGCAGACUUCCACUCCCGCAUUUCACAACUUUUGUCGACGAUUGCAAACGAGCACGAAGAUGGAAUGCGUACUCUGAAUGAGCUUGCUAUUCUUCCUCUACGAAAUGGCGAAUGGGUGCCUGCUAACAGCGGUCCGGUAUACUUACCAAAGACUGGUGAAAUAGACAUCCCGGCUGACGUGGAUUUUCGCAUCUUGGAUCCAGCAGCGGUUGCCAAUGAAGACCGCAGAGCGCUUUUCACACAUUUGGGAGCCGUGGAGCUGUCGGUUAGUGCAGUUCGAUCUGCAAUACUGGCGAAUUAUAGACCCUUGUGCAACGGGGUUUGCAUCGAAGAUUCGAGAGUUCAUCUGCGUUACUUGUAUCUGACACACAAUCGCCGUCAGAUUGAAGAAGAUUUCUGCAAUGUUUGUGUUUACUGCGAUCAUGGUACUAUGAAUAAUCCACACGAAGAAGAGAUCUACCUCCCGCACAGCCAUCCAUAUGGACCAAAGGCCCUCCUAGGGCCAACGGAGUACUCCCAGGGCAUGGAAUACCUCUGGAAGUAUCAAAGCUCCGAACUGCGCCAAAAUGCUGAUCUCAUCAUGGAAAUCCAAAGCAUGAAUGCAAGAAAGCUUUGCAACAGGGACCUGCCUGAUGACUGUCGGCUUGACGAAACAUAUUUGCCUCUAUCCAACCUUCGGGCGCUUUGUCAUCGUUUUAUGGAGGAAGAUGAACCUUUCCCGUUCCUAUACCUUGAAGAACUUCUAGAUGAGGAACUCUACUCCAAGUGGAUUUUUCUUCACAACGAUUUCUCAGUCGGAAAGGACGACGAUAUGGGUUUUCUGCUUAACGUGCUGUAUUGGAUCCAGAGCGCCAACCCUGAUGAAUCCGCACUUACCUCGUAUGAGCGACUAUGGGAUUUGUAUAUUACAAUUGGCGCAAAGCAUCUUGCUGCCGAGGACAGAGUGGUCGCUGGAGACAAAAUUAAGUUUUUUUUUUCAGACGGUGACUACAUUUUCGUUCCUAAACUCCAAGAGGAUGAUCCUUACGAUGCGGCAUGGGCCGGUCUUGAGCAAUGCCUAUGGGACGCACCACCAAAUAUGAUUUCCAAGUAUUCUCUCAAAUACGUCUUCGAGCAAGUUGUCGGAGAAGGUCAACUCGAACAUCUUUCACAAUUCUUCAGGCAUACAUUGAGCAUUCCAGAUGCCUCAUGGUCAGAUCUGACAGGGGAACUGGUAGAGCGGAGCCAGAACCACUGCGUGGACUUCGACCAAAUCUUCCAUAUGUACAAGCGCGAAUUUGAGGAUGAAAGCCUGAUUUUUGUGACCACAAACGGCGAACCCGGUUGGUACAAAAUCUCCGAGUGUUUGUGGUCAAGUACUACAGAUAUACGUGGGAAGGUCACCCUGAAUGACCAUUACGAGGACUUGAAAGAUUUCUUUAUCGAUACUUUAGGGGUCAACACACUCACCCUUCGGAUGGUAUAUGAUGAGCUGUUAGAAACAAGCUCGGAGUCAGCAAUUGACGAGACGAAAAGUAAGAUCUGGUCUCUCAAUGCUCUCCUUCUAACAGAUGGAGAUUAUGUUGACCCAGAUUUACUGCUGGAAAGAUCGGUGUUUCCUGUCGUUUAUCCAGAUGGAACAAAAGGACUCACGUCUGCUGCUACGGAGUUCGCGAUUCCUGACCGGGAACACCUGGCAUCACAAUUUAGAGGCAAGAUCAAGAUUCUUGACUUCAGUCUCGAAGAAGUGCGUCGUCUGAAAGGCUUUUUUGAGUGGACAAAUCUCACACAUCGCUACUUAUCUGCAUCCAUCAAGGAGCUGACUUCCUUCUCUGGCGAGGCAACGCAACUAAUUUCAGCGCCCCACCGGGACUUGAGAAGAAAGGCUCAUGCAAUCCUCCGAGUCGCGGCCACAUUCAAUAGCCCGAGGUAUUGUGCGAAUCCAUCGGGGCUGUACGAGUUGCUUCGGACGGCCAGGAUUGAAGCCACGGAUGGAGUUUUCUCAAUUCUGAGAAUCUCCCAAGAUGGCGUCGUGGCGGAUGUUGAAGAAUUGAUUGGAAAAUUGCACAUCAGUGAAGAGCCAUCUGGUCUCGUUGUUUAUGUGCCGAAAGACAAAAAGGCCCAAGAACUUUGCUUCUGUGACCUUUUGCCUAAGCACCUGCUCAACUGGCUCAUGCGGGAUCCGGCCACUCAAAUUCCUGACAACAUCGAAAGCAAUGCAGUAAAUGUAAUUUCCAUGGUUUUGACUAUCGAUCCUUCCGUUAUCGACCUUAUCUUGGAGCGCCAGGGUAUCAUCGAGAUUGACGUGCCCAACGAAGACCCUGGCAUUGACGUUGAUAGCAUUGAUGAUCAAAUAACACCUCAACGGGCACGAAGUCAGGAUCGAUCUGCCGCUGAGGUUCCACUAAUCUCACCGGAUAUUAUCACCCUAUCUCCCCAUCUGAAUCGCCGACCCUCAGGCGCUUCCUCCGAGCAAGUGAUUUUUCGACAAACUGCGAUGGCCUACCAUUCACCCAACUCCAAUCGCAACCGUCCACCGCUGCUGUACUCGCUACAUGACCAUACAGCGCAGGACAAUAUGCAGUACCGAACGCUCCUCACUCGGGUGCUUUUGGCUGCGAGGCGAGCCACAUUUCCCUCGAGUGGACCGCUCAACAUGAGCGAACUGAAUGAAGCGCUGUCGGGAGAAGAAAUCUGCCAUCGAUUCGAUGACUUCGAUGGCAUUGACAUAAGGAAUGUGUUCCACCCAGACAACCAGCACGAAAGAGACAAGAAGAUUGGCGCCGCAGGAGAGUUAUAUGUAGGUUGCAUUUCCGCUAUCUUCUUUUGGGUAAAGGUUUAA
This is a messenger RNA of Aspergillus fumigatus Af293, 4359 nucleotides long. The record is from RefSeq and is a predicted model, not a curated record. Lineage: Eukaryota; Fungi; Ascomycota; Eurotiomycetes; Eurotiales; Aspergillaceae.